This is a messenger RNA of Fraxinus pennsylvanica, 1395 nucleotides long. NCBI's taxonomy places the organism in Eukaryota, Viridiplantae, Streptophyta, Magnoliopsida, Lamiales, Oleaceae. The record is from the annotation of a GenBank genome assembly.
AUGAACACGGGGGCCAGUAAUAAUAUGAUGUCCUCAGCAUCAGCAUCUGGGAACAACGGGCAGUCGCUGGUUAUAAAGACGUAUUUUAAGUCCCCAGAAGGCAAGUACAAGCUUCAGUAUGAGAAGACUUAUCCUGCUGGUCUUCUUCAGUAUGCCCAUGGAAAAACUGCUACUCAGGUAACUCUUGCUCAUCUUAAGGAUAAGCCAGUGCAGACAUCGUCGUCAUCAAGUUUGGGCAUAGGUGGUGGUGUGAGGUCAGCAGCAGCAAGAUUCUUGGGUGGGGGAAAUGGGAGUAGGUCACAUAAUUUUGCUGGAGGAAGUAAGUUGGUGAGUAGCACCAAUAGUAGAAUUGGAUCAUUAGGGACUUCAAUAUCCAAUAGUGUUGCUGGUAAUUCAAACUUUGAUGGCAAAGAGACUUACUUGAUUUUCAACAUCAGUGAUGCAAUUUUCAUUAGCGAUUUAAAUUCUCAUGAUAAGGAACCUAUGAAGUCUAUACACUUUGGUAACUCAAAUCCUCUGUGCCACGCAUUUGAUCCUGACGCAAAGGAUGGGCAUGAUUUGCUUAUUGGUUUAAACUCUGGAGAUGUUUAUUCGGUGUCUCUAAGCCAACAGUUACAAGAUGUCGGUAAGAAGCUUGUUGGGGCACAGCAUUAUAAUAAAGAUGGUUCUGUAAACAAUAGUCGCUGCACUUGUGUUGCCUGGGUCCCUAAUGGGGAUGGUGCUUUUUUUGUUGCUCAUGCAGAUGGAAAUAUGUAUGUAUAUGAAAAGAACAAAGAUGGUUCUGGUGAUGCUUCAUUUCCUGUUAUCAAGGAUCAAACUCAAUUUUCUGUAGCACAUGCACGUUACAGUAAGGUUACUUAUCUCAUUAUCAUUUGGUUCUUCCCCUCGGAGUUUGGCAGUGAUGUAAAUCGUACUCAUGCUGUAGAGCCAGCAAAGUCCAUGUUUGCAAUCAAGGCCCAAAUCCGCAAAACCAUCGAGGCAGAAGGGAUUCCUUACACCUAUGUGUUCUCCAACUAUUUUGCUGGCUACUCUCUUCCAACAUUGGUACAGCCGGGAGUCACUGCUCCUCCAACAGACAAAGUAAUCGUACUAGGAGAUGGAAACGCCAAAGGCAGGGAUUUGCAGUCAUUAUCUGGGAACAGUACUUCCAAGGUCGGGCUCUUGAGCGUGAAAGAGAUUACAAAACUAGAUUCCAAUCAUCAACGCACAUUGCAGUUUCGUAACAUAAAUAUUUCUACCAUUGAAGAUGCUUUGAAGUUCGAAAUGGGAGAUUUUCUUAUAGGAAAUGUAUCAACAGGUUUUUGUAAGGGUGGUUGUGCUGCUAUUAUCGAUUCUGGAACGUCCUUGCUUGCUGGUCCAACUGUUGGAAACAAGUUUAUAGUAUUUGCUCUUUAA